AACUAUUGUGUAUUUUUAACGAACAGCUGAGAGUGAAACCGAGCGCGCAACAAGGACGGCAGCGCGGCACUUCUCUGGCACGGAUCGCGGGCGCGUUGCCGCACCGUUAACUUUCUUGUAGGACGCACCAACCGCGCGCAACGACGGCUUCGGCACACAUAUGAGGCUUCUUCUUCUUCCUGUACGAUUAUUCACUUCAUCAACACGUGUGUACGCGCGGCACGUUGCGUUUAUUAAAGGCUUGUUCCCAGCGGGGCGCAAGUGUUGGAAAUGUCUCAGAAUCCGACGCGUUCACAGUUGCGGUGUAAAGUUCUACCGCUUAAUAUUCAGCUCCAGUAGAAUUUGGGCUUGUGACUCGCAGACUGAGGUAACUUUAGUAGUGCAGAAUAAUGAGAUCGCUGCCACAUACCUCACACGCACGCUACCUGUAGGCGCGCGCGCGCGCGUUUUAAGGCUGGUGAGCUUCUCUCAUGUUUCUGUUCCGACUGCAUCAGCGCUUCUGUGUUUAUUUACUCCAAGUCGGAGGAGAUGGUGAAUCGGCUGAAGUGGCAGAUCGCACGGUUGAAACUAAGGAGGGCUCCAGUCAAACAUUUUCUCCACUACUGAGAAAAACACGUUAGCGUUAAAUGAAGGGGAUAAGUGCAGUAAAUCUGACUUUCCUGGUCAAUUCCAGCAGUGGAUCUCCGAACCAACAACUCUCUCGACGUUCCCUGGAAAACCCUUCUAUGGUCUUUGGAAUAGCAACUCUCAUAUUUGCGCACUGAACGGCACAAGUCAUGUAUCAAGUUGUUCCGGGAGGAGCGGGAGGCACAAUUACAGAUGUUAUCCCCAAGCAGAAGCACAGCAAGGACACCCGACCAUUGGUAUGGGCUGGAGUAAUCGGCUUGGUUCUGUUAAUUGCAGCAGUGACUGCGUGGUGUUAUUACAUAGCCUCUCUGCGCAAAGCUGAACUGCUUAAGACUCAGCUCUUGGAUCUGAAUAAAGAUGGCUACAUUAUCCGCAACCAGGGAGGGUCUAUUGUUUUCAGAAUGGAUUUCAGGUCAGGUACGCUGGAUUUGGAUUCAUGCUCCAAAGAAGGGGAGCUUCUGAGCUGCGGACGCACCACCGAUAGGAACCUGAACUUCUUCAUCGAGACAGUGCGACCCAAAGACACGGUGCAAUGCUACCGCGUGCGUUGGGAGGAACUGGUUCCUGACAUUCCGGUUGAGCAUGCCAUGACGUACACGUUUGCACACUGGUAUGGGGGCGCAGUGUCAGCAAUUCAACACUGGCCUAUUUCUAUUUCUGGCCAACAUGCUCCCAAACCAUUCGUUACUGGUGACAUCUACUCCAACCGAAAUGAAUUUGGUGGGAUUUUAGAGAGUUAUUGGCUUUCAUCCAACGCCACGGCCAUCAAGAUAAAUAACUCGGUGCCCUUCCACCUGGGCUGGAACGACACAGAGAAGACCAUGUCCUUCCAGGCGCGCUACAAUGACAGUCCCUUCAAAUCAAACCCGGACGAGGCCCCAUGUGCGGAGCUCAGCUACAGAGUGUGCGUGGGCCUGGAUGUCACGUCCAUACACAAGUACAUGGUCCGCAGGUACUUCAACAAGCCAAACAAGGUGCCGGCCAAAGUCAUGUUUCGCCAUCCUAUUUGGUCGACCUGGGCGCUGCAUAAGACCGACAUCGAUCAAGAGAAAGUCUUGACGUACGCCGCCAACAUUCGCAAAUAUAAGUUCAACUGUAGCCACCUGCAGCUGGACGACCGCUACACCAGCCGCUAUGGAGAAUUCGAGUUUGACCAAACAAAGUUCCCCAAUGCCUCGUCCAUGUUCCAAAGGCUAAAAUCCGAUGGAUUUCUGGUGUCGCUCUGGAUUCACCCUUUCAUUAACUACGACUCUGAAAACUUCCAUUCUUGCGUAGAGAGGGGCCUGUUGGUUCGAGAGCCUACAGGCCGGCUCCCCGCGUUGGUGCGCUGGUGGAACGGUAUUGGAGGCAUUUUGGACUUCACAAAUCCGGAAGCCCGCGAUUGGUUUUCCUCCCAGCUCCGAUCACUGCGCUCCAGGUAUGGGGUGUCCUCUUUUAAAUUUGAUGCAGGCGAGACUAACUACUUGCCCUGGAAGUUCAGCACCAGGACUCCCAUUCGGGACCCGAGCUUCUUUACGAGACGUUACACGGAAAUGGCUAUUCCCUACAAUGACAGAGCUGAGCUGCGCAGUGGCUACCAGUCCCAGAACAUAUCAUGCUUUUUCAGACCCAUUGACCGAGACUCCGUUUGGGGCUACGAGUUGGGUCUCAAGUCUCUUAUCCCCACCGUGCUCACCAUCAGCAUCCUGGGCUAUCAGUUCAUUUUACCGGACAUGAUCGGAGGGAAUGCAUAUUUGAACCGCACAGAUGGGAAUGGUGUCUUACCCGACCGAGAACUCUAUAUCCGCUGGCUGGAGCUGUCCGCCUUCAUGCCGUCCAUGCAGUUUUCUAUUCCGCCAUGGGCAUAUGACAACGAGGUGGUUGAAAUUGCUCGAAAAUACACAGCUCUCCAUGAGAGUAUUGUGGCGCCACGGGUGCUGGAGCUGGCUGGCGAGGUGCUGGACACCGGAGACCCAAUUAUACGGCCCCUGUGGUGGAUUGCCACUGGCGAUGAAACCGCCUAUAAAAUUGACUCCCAAUUCCUUAUUGGGGAUGACCUCAUGGUAGCCCCAGUUUUAGAGCCCGGGAAGCAAGAACGUGACAUCUACCUCCCUGCCGGCCAUUGGAGGAGCUACAAGGGGGAGAGAUUUGAUAUCAAGGAGCCGCUGCAUCUCACAGACUAUCCUGUUGAUCUGGAUGAAAUUGCUUACUUCGUUUGGGUGUAGCAAGAGGGGAACGUCCAGCUGAAAAGAUGUGAUAAAGCCCCGCUGCAAUUUCCAAUUAGACAAGCUUCAGAAAUUCAGAUUUUAUGCAUUCUUUUAUUAAAUAGGAGUUUUAAAUUAUAACUACAUCUAAGAAAUGUGAAACCGUUUCACUAAAACAAAUGCUCGUAUUAUUUUUUGUUAAUCUCAAAAGUGAUACGUGAAAAGUUUUAAAGCCUGUUCAAUUCACGCAUGUGAAGCAUUUGUUAAAAAGGGAAUAUGCAAACUGAAUGAAAUAAGGCUUCCUUGUAUGCUAUAAAGAGGAAGUUAAAUGUAAGAAAAACAGAUUGUAUCGUGGGAGGACAAAUGCAGGGGUGUGGUUACCCAUGGCCACGUGAAACCUUCUAUAUUAACUUCCGUUGGACUAAGAUGUCUUACUUUUCUGUGACACUAAUGACUUCUCCUUUGCUUUGAGAUACCUUUCAGGAAGUCAGGUUUUAUGCUUCACUCAUUAGGAUCAAGGCUUAAAGUUGAGUCAUUAAACUCUCAUUUGUGGAACACGGUGUCAUGUAACAACUCUUAGACCUGAAGAAGAUGCCUUUUAUUGGGCGCUAAAUAUUUUAUGCUCCUCCUCAGGUAAGCGCUAUUUCUGGUGUGUUUUGGAGUGUCUGGUUGUGUGUGUCUUUAUUGUUCUUUGUUAACUCCAAAUCCAACUUUAGUGGUUAGUGUUCAUAUGGUGAACAUAAGUGAUAAGGGUCAGGUUUGUGCGUACCUGCUCGGUAUGCAGUGUGCAAGUCUGUGGAUGGAGUUAAUUUGACAGCAUUUAAUUAAAAUAAAUUGUACCAUUUAAUCAUCCAAUGAAAUAGUACAAUGUAUUUUAUCGCUUUGUGUUUUGUAGAUGUGAAUAGUUUGUUACUGCGGAGAUACCUCUACGUGCCAUGUGCUAACAUUGACUGCCACAUUCUUUUUUAAAAUUUGUUAUUGAAUAUUUUACAUUGAUUGUAUCUUAUAUUUUUUGUUUUUUUUUAAAUAUUUGUUAAUUUAACCCUUAAUGGGGGCUGCGGGGGUAACCCUAUGCAUGAUGACAUGGUCAACAGAGUGUACUACAAAUGUUCAAAUAAUCCAUUUCUUUAGUAAAUCAUGUGAUAAUUAAGACACAACAAAUAUAUUGUCUAAUAAAACUUUGGGCAAGUGACUUAUUUCAAAGUGAAACCAAUAAAGAAUACGAUUGGGAAGCUUUUUAAUACCUUCUAAUGGGAUUUGAAGCUGUAAUAAUAAAACCUGUUUAAUACUUCUGUGUGGUUUGUAGGUUGACCUUAGUGGGUUUUGUUUGUGCCUUUUGGCAUAGUUUCAUCAUAACUAUGCUCCCUAUUUAUAGCACUUCUCACUCAGCAUCUGGGCCAGGCCAACCUCUGAGGGUAUUUAUGUCGCAGACUGUCUUGCUCUAUGACGAAACACAGAGGCUGUAUAUCCAAGACUAAAUGUGCCUUUGCUUUUGGCUCUUUUGACUCUGUGUGUGCGGUCUGUCCCUAGCCAUAACUUAACAUUGCACUUAUUUUAAUGCAACUGCAUGUUUGAUGUCCUUUUGAUGUGCGAAUGCAUUAAAAUAAAUCCGGUUUAAA
This is a messenger RNA of Pungitius pungitius (ninespine stickleback), 4429 nucleotides long. RefSeq names its product myogenesis regulating glycosidase (putative) (gene myorg). The record is from RefSeq and is a predicted model, not a curated record. Gene Ontology annotation, molecular function: hydrolase activity, hydrolyzing O-glycosyl compounds. The transcript has 4 exons. Gene Ontology annotation, biological process: skeletal muscle fiber development; carbohydrate metabolic process. Bases 777 to 2831 code for a protein of 684 amino acids. Lineage: Eukaryota; Metazoa; Chordata; Actinopteri; Perciformes; Gasterosteidae.